UACAGCAUUUGAUUGGUUGUCACCGAUGUUUUUAUCACGUGACACCAAACAUGGCCGCUUGCGAUCGAAGUAACGAUGGUCAGGACAGCAUACUGGAGCCACUGAGUUUUCCAGAGCAGACAGUUGACAGCUCCAACACCUUCAUUCUGCAGUGUCCUCGUAAUGAGCUGCUGGUGUGUCUUUUCUGUUCUGAAUCCGCCCCUUUGCUGCAGAAAGAUGUCCUUCUCAAACACCUGCUGCUGGAGCACAAGCUGGUCAUUGCUGAUGUCAAACUGAUUGCAGAUCUCCCAAAGUACAUGUUGUACUGGAAGGGCAGAUUCCUGGAGCAACCGGUCAAAGAUUUCUGCAGCGUGAUCAAAACCAACUCCACUGGUCCAGUUGAGAAACAGGAGGACUACUUUCUGCUGUGUGAUGUCCUUCCAGAGGAUCGAAUCCUCAGAGAGAAGCUCCAGCAGAAACGGCUGGAAGAAGUGCUGGAGCAGCAACAGAAAGAGAGAGAUGACAGCAACUUCCAUCGUCUCUGCAUGUUCUGCAGUGAAGAGUUCACUGGGAACAGGUCAUUUCUACUGAACCACAUGGCCAGAGAACAUUCCUUCAGCAUUGGACUGCCAGACAAUAUUGUCUACUGCAACGAGUUCCUGGACACACUGCAGAGCAAACUGGACAAUCUGCAGUGUUUAUACUGUGAGAAAAUAUUUCGAGACAAAACCACGCUAAAGGACCACAUGAGAAAAAAAGCUCACCGCCGCAUCAAUGCUAACAACCGUGAAUAUGACCGCUUCUAUGUCAUCAACUAUCUGGAAUUGGGAAAAACCUGGGAGGAGGUACAGAGUGAAGAUGACCGUGAGCUGGUAGAUGAUGAGAAUGAUGACUGGUCCGACUGGCAGUCUCAUCCAGUCUCUGCUGUGUGUCUGUUCUGUGAUCACCAAUCAGAGACAAUGGACCAUAUCUACACUCACAUGAAGGAAACCCAUGGCUUUGAUCUCCACAACCUGAAGACAGAACUCAACCUCAAGUUCUACCAGCAGGUCAAACUGGUGAACUUCAUCCGGCGGCAUAUCCACCAAAACCGCUGCUACGGCUGCCAGGAGAACUUUGAUUCCAGAGCUGACGUCCUUCAUCACAUCAUGGCUAAAGGUCAUGUGAUGAAACUGCCAGAGAUGUCCAUUUGGGACCAGCCUCAGUACUUUUUCCCCACAUAUGAAAACGAUGCUCUCCUGUGCACACUAUCUGACAGCGAUGAAGAUGAACGUGACGAGACAAAUCGCAGUGAGGAUAUCCCGGUCAUCGCAGAGGACAUCUCCAACCUCAAAAUACUAAAACAGACCAGCGUGCUCAACCAGCUGCUGAAGCACAGAGGAUCCUCCUGCUGACCAUGGACAAAUAGAUUUCAGUCUCUUUCUUUCAUCACACUCAGUGUUCACCUCGACUCAUGGAUUAAAAAAAAUAUAAAAUUGAAGACAACACUUGACAGUACUGUGUGGAAAAGAAAAACUUCAUGCAGCCGUAGCACACAUUUUCUUAGUCCUACAGCUUUGUAUAACUUUUAAGCUACUUACUUCCAUUCAAGCACAUAAGAGUAGCUUAAACAUCUGUUUUUCUUGAAUACUGACUUUAUUAUUUAAAACAAAAAUCAUUUUCCUUUGUAAAUUGUAUAACCAGUGGUAAGUGAAAGAGUUGACACUUCACACCAAAGAGACAGAUAAUUAAAAACAGAAAGCAUCCUCUAAUUGUUAACGUCAAAUAAAUGUUGUGGGUGAACCCUGA
Messenger RNA from Amphiprion ocellaris (clown anemonefish), 1767 nucleotides. RefSeq names its product zinc finger protein 277 (gene znf277). The transcript has 12 exons. The record is from RefSeq and is a predicted model, not a curated record. The coding region runs from base 51 to 1373 and encodes 440 amino acids. Lineage: Eukaryota; Metazoa; Chordata; Actinopteri; Pomacentridae.